AUGUCAACCUCUCUUGAUGAGACCAGCAAUGCGCCGGACGCAUUCAACGUACGGUGGCAAUUCAUCGACUCUUCGAACAAUAGUCGAACCAACCUAACCCAAGUGAAGCGCCAUGUUAUGCAAGAAUAUAUGCGCCAGAAGAAAGGCGGCACUCGUCAGAGCGAAAGUGAAGAGGAGGAACUACGAGCAAAACGUGGUAGGCCCAAGAAAACUCAGGCGAAACGAAGACCUGAGAAGAAAGCAAAAUCAGACGAUGACAACAAUAACAAUCAACCUCGAGCAAGGAGAUCAACAAGAAAGCAAGUGACAUACAAAGAAGACAUCAAUGCCGAGGUUAACUGCGACGUUCUUGCUUCGAAUCCCAUCUCGUCGAACCCUGCGUUGAUUGAACCCAAUGAUGUACCCUCGUAUCCCCCUUCCCGGUCAUCUUCGGCCCAAUCUCAAGAUGUUCCUCCCCCACUGGAUGGCUUCAUCGAUGUACAUCCGCAGAGAGCUCCAAGCCAUGAUCUAUAUUUUAACAAUUUCUCAUGGCCGCCACAAUCUACGAUCUCAUAUCAGUUCAUGCCAUCACCAAAUACUAUGAGCAGUGAUGCGCGAAUUGACACAUUCAACACUCUACCUAUACAGUUGAACCGAAAUGGUUACAAAAUAUUUGACUCCUAUAUGAACGAUAUGCCAGCCUCCUCCUAUGGGUCUCAUUACCCGUCGCCCAUGGCCCACAACUGUUAUACACCGGCCUUUGUGCCUGAGAUAAUGAAAGAAGAGGCAAUUAAAAAUACUCUUCUCCAUAGAAGUCGUACUGUCUCCGUGCUUCAGGAACACCGCUCCGACAACCCUCAUGACAUCUCCGAUGUUGCAAUAAUUCCCUGCCUGAGUGCCGCGGCCUUAGAGGACUGCGAUCCCCGACCAGACCACGAGGAAACAAUCUGGGCACACAUGCAAGCUGCACACGAGAUGAUACGAGCUCGUGGUGGCCCCGCUGCAUUCGCAAACACUCGUAUCGGCAUGAUGAUCAACUGGGAAAACUACAUCUUGCCGGGAUAUGAGACCCAGGAGCCCAGCUUCUUCUAUGAAUACAACCAACGAGCCCCAUUCUCAUCUGAUUCAGUACCCCAGCUCACCCCAAAACCCAGCUCAAUGCCAUCUCCGCCAUAUUCCACCUCCUCGGCCUUCUCAGAAGUCUCGCCCAGUCCCGAACCUCAAACAAUGCUCCCACACUCUGUACCGAUUCCAGUAGAUGAGAUCAAAUUCCAAUACGAAGAAUUCUUCGACUUCCUGCGCCGUUGUGAACAACUUGCCCUAUACCAACGCGGUAACCCUCAAUCAUCGUACAUAACCCGACACACCGCAGUCAGAGAAACAUCCAUCCUCCACCAAAUCCUCGCGACACCCCCAGACGCCCAAUUCACCACCUCAGACAACCGAAAACAAAUGAUCACCCGCUUAACAGCGUUGAUGACACUCAAUGCCGCGAUGUGGGAUUACCGCAACACGCCAGCGCGCGCAGCAAUCUUCCUCGACACAAUUGAUAAAUCCAUGGUUGACAGCGAAGUCGGCGUGAAUGGCUCUGUCGAUGCCAGACUUCAAACACUGCUUGAAUGCACUGACGGCACUUUUGAUGGCUGGCCCACCAGUGCCGACGGCUUUGCUUCCGCUGCCCCGGUAGAGGAGCUCCCAGACUUCUCUCAGUACUUUCCAACUGCUACUUCGCCCUCCGCGCGUCCCUGGUUCGCUGGUCGCAUGCUGAAGAUUGCUCAGCGGUUGAGCCCUUUGUCGUGGUACCGUGUUAAUGAGUUUUUGUUCUCGUGUUUGACCCUCCAGGUGCAGGAGUCGUGCAUGGCUCUUUGGGAAGCGGAUCUUCGUCGGGAAAUUCUCGAUGGGCCGACUACUUAUGUCAUGGGCUCAUUGAUGGAGUGA
Molecule: messenger RNA, 1917 nt
Organism: Penicillium mononematosum
Lineage: Eukaryota; Fungi; Ascomycota; Eurotiomycetes; Eurotiales; Aspergillaceae
Product: sigma-70 region 2 family protein
Exons: 2
Coding region: 1-1917 (638 amino acids)
Source: RefSeq, a predicted model, not a curated record